AUGGACAAGCUGCCGCCGUCCAUGCGCAAGCGUCUCUACAGCCUUCCGCAGCAGGUGGGGGCCAAGGCGUGGAUCAUGGACGAGGAAGAGGACGCCGAGGAGGAGGGGGCUGGGGGCCGCCAGGACCCCAGCCGCAGGAGCAUCCGGCUGCGGCCGCUGCCCUCGCCCUCACCCUCGGCGGCCGCGGGCGGCACGGAGCCCCGGGGCGCGGCCCUCGGGGCGGCGGACGGCGAGGGGCCGGCCCGCGGCGCGGGCAAGUCCAGCACCAACGGCGACUGCAGGCGCUUCCGCGGGAGUCUGGCCUCGCUGGGCAGCCGGGGCGGCGGCGGCGGCGCCGGAGCGGGGGGCGGCAGCAGUCACGGGCACCUGCAUGACUCCGCGGAGGAGCGGCGGCUCAUCGCCGAGGGCGACGCGUCCCCCGGAGAGGACAGGACGCCCCCGGGCCUGGCGGCCGAGCCAGAGCGCCCCGGCGCCUCGGCUCAGCCCGCAGCCUCGCCGCCGCCGCCCCAGCAGCCGCCGCAGCCGGCCUCCGUCUCCUGCGAGCAGCCCUCGGUGGACACCGCUAUCAAAGUGGAGGGAGGCGCGGCCGCCGGCGACCAGAUCCUCCCCGAGGCCGAGGUGCGCCUGGGCCAGGCCGGCUUCAUGCAGCGCCAGUUCGGAGCAAUGCUCCAGCCCGGGGUCAACAAAUUCUCCCUGAGGAUGUUUGGCAGCCAGAAAGCCGUGGAGCGCGAGCAGGAGAGGGUGAAGUCGGCCGGAUUUUGGAUUAUCCACCCCUACAGCGACUUCAGAUUUUACUGGGACCUGACCAUGCUGCUGCUGAUGGUCGGAAACCUAAUCAUCAUUCCCGUGGGCAUCACCUUCUUCAAGGAUGAGAACACCACACCCUGGAUCGUCUUCAAUGUGGUGUCGGACACAUUCUUCCUCAUCGACUUGGUCCUCAACUUCCGCACAGGGAUCGUGGUGGAGGACAACACCGAGAUCAUCCUGGACCCACAGCGGAUUAAGAUGAAGUACCUCAAAAGCUGGUUUGUGGUGGAUUUCAUCUCCUCUAUCCCUGUGGACUACAUUUUCCUCAUCGUAGAGACACGCAUUGACUCAGAGGUCUACAAGACCGCCCGGGCCUUGCGCAUCGUCCGCUUUACCAAGAUCCUCAGCCUCCUGCGCCUCUUGCGUCUCUCCCGCCUCAUUCGAUACAUUCACCAGUGGGAAGAGAUCUUCCACAUGACCUACGACCUGGCGAGUGCCGUGGUGCGCAUAGUGAACCUCAUCGGCAUGAUGCUCCUGCUCUGCCACUGGGACGGCUGCCUGCAGUUCUUGGUGCCCAUGCUGCAGGACUUCCCCGACGACUGCUGGGUGUCUAUCAACAACAUGGUGAACAACUCCUGGGGAAAGCAGUAUUCCUAUGCCCUCUUCAAGGCCAUGAGCCACAUGCUGUGCAUCGGGUAUGGACGGCAGGCACCUGUGGGCAUGUCGGAUGUCUGGCUCACCAUGCUCAGCAUGAUUGUGGGCGCCACGUGCUAUGCCAUGUUCAUCGGCCACGCCACCGCCCUGAUCCAGUCCCUGGACUCCUCCCGGCGCCAGUACCAGGAAAAGUACAAGCAGGUGGAGCAGUACAUGUCCUUCCACAAGCUCCCGCCCGACACGCGGCAGCGCAUCCACGACUACUAUGAGCACCGCUACCAGGGCAAGAUGUUCGACGAGGAGAGCAUCCUGGGCGAGCUGAGCGAGCCGCUGAGGGAGGAGAUCAUCAACUUCAACUGCCGGAAGCUGGUGGCCUCCAUGCCUCUGUUUGCCAAUGCGGACCCCAACUUCGUGACCUCCAUGCUGACCAAGCUGCGCUUCGAGGUCUUCCAGCCUGGGGACUACAUCAUCCGUGAAGGCACCAUUGGCAAGAAGAUGUACUUCAUCCAGCACGGCGUGGUCAGUGUGCUCACCAAGGGCAACAAGGAGACCAAGUUGGCAGACGGCUCCUACUUUGGAGAGAUCUGCUUGCUGACUCGGGGUCGGCGCACGGCCAGCGUGAGGGCCGACACCUACUGUCGCCUCUACUCGCUGAGCGUGGACAACUUCAACGAGGUGCUGGAGGAGUACCCCAUGAUGCGGCGGGCCUUCGAGACGGUGGCGCUGGACCGCCUCGACCGCAUUGGCAAGAAGAACUCCAUCCUCCUCCACAAAGUCCAGCACGACCUCAACUCAGGCGUCUUCAACUACCAGGAGAACGAGAUCAUCCAGCAGAUCGUGCAGCAUGACCGCGAGAUGGCCCACUGCGCUCACCGCGUCCAGGCCGCCGCCUCGGCCACCCCGACGCCCACGCCGGUCAUCUGGACCCCGCUGAUCCAGGCGCCGCUGCAGGCCGCCGCGGCCACCACCUCGGUGGCCAUCGCGCUCACCCACCACCCCCGCCUGCCCGCCGCCAUCUUCCGCCCUCCCCCCGGCCCCGGGCUAGGCGGCCUCGGGGCGGGGCAGACGCCCAGGCACCUGAAGCGGCUGCAGUCCCUGAUCCCGUCGGCGCUGGGCUCCGCCUCGCCCGCCAGCAGCCCGUCGCAGGUGGACACGCCGUCUUCCUCCUCCUUCCACAUCCAGCAGCUGGCCGGCUUCUCCGCGCCCGCCGGCCUGAGCCCGCUCCUGCCCUCGUCCGGCUCCUCCCCGCCGCCCGGGCUCGGCGGCUCAUCCCCGGCUCCCACGCCCUCUGCCUCCGGCCCUGCCGCCGCGGCCGCCGGCUUCGGCCACUUCCACAAGGCGCUGGGCGGCUCCCUGUCCUCGUCCGACUCUCCGCUGCUCACGCCGCUGCAGCCCGGCGCCCGCUCGCCGCAGGCCAACCAGCCGCCGCCCCCCCUGCCCGGGGCGCGGGGGGGCCUGGGACUCCUGGAGCACUUCCUGCCGCCCCCGCCCUCCUCCCGGUCCCCGUCGGCCAGCCCCGGGCAGCUGGGCCAGCCUCCCGGGGAGCUGGCCGCCGGCCCGCCAAGUACGCCAGAGACGCCCCCGCGGCAACCUGAGCUGCCGUCCUUCGUGGCGGGGGCCCCCGGGGGGGCUUCUCCCGUAGCCUUUCCCCCCCGCGGAGGUCUCAGCCCGCCGGGCCACAGCCCCGGCCCCCCAAGAACUUUCCCAAGUGCCCCCCCUCGGGCCUCCGGCUCCCACGGUUCCUUGCUCCUGCCGCCCGCCUCCAGCCCCCCGGCCCCCCAGGUCCCCCAGCGCCGGGGCACGCCACCGCUCACCCCGGGCCGCCUCACCCAGGACCUCAAGCUCAUCUCAGCCUCCCAGCCGGCCCUGCCCCAGGACGGGGCGCAGACUCUCCGCAGAGCCUCUCCGCACUCCUCGGGGGAGUCCGUGGCCGCCUUCCCAAUCGUCCCCAGAGCUGGCGGCGCUAGCGGGGGCAGCGGGGGCCUCGGUCCCCCGGGGAGGCCCUAUGGUGCCCUCCCCGGCCAGCAUGUCACUCUGCCUCGGAAGACAUCCUCAGGUUCUUUGCCACCCCCUCUUUCUUUGUUUGGGGCAAGAGCCGCCUCUUCUGGGGGGCCCCCUCUGACUGCUGCCCCCCAGAGGGAACCUGGGGCCAGGGCUGAGCCAGUGCGCUCCAAACUGCCGUCCAAUCUAUGA
Callorhinus ursinus (northern fur seal) is the source of this 3594-nucleotide messenger RNA. RefSeq names its product hyperpolarization activated cyclic nucleotide gated potassium channel 4 (gene HCN4). Gene Ontology annotation, biological process: regulation of membrane depolarization; potassium ion transmembrane transport; sodium ion transmembrane transport. The record is from RefSeq and is a predicted model, not a curated record. Gene Ontology annotation, cellular component: membrane; dendrite; HCN channel complex. Lineage: Eukaryota; Metazoa; Chordata; Mammalia; Carnivora; Otariidae. Gene Ontology annotation, molecular function: voltage-gated potassium channel activity.